AUGUCUUCAGAGCUUGACAGAAUUUAUGCCACGCUUGCGCCCGAAGAAAUCAUACUGCCAGAUUCACCUGACUAUCUAAAAGAAAGCAAAACUUGGGCAGUACAGAGGAAUUUGAAGCCAAAGUUAGUUGCGCGUCCGAAGUCUCUCGAAAGCCUUUGCAAGCUCGUCGCUGCUCUCAAUAGAACGACCUUGGAUGUCUGCGUACGCAGCCAAGGUUACGGUUCGAGCUCGGCCAAAGAUGUCUUAAUCAACAUGACAGCUUUUGACUCGUUUGAGUAUAGCAUUGAGCAAAAAUCUAUCACUAUUGGGGCCGGACAAAAUUGGAGCCGAGUUGAUGAGAAUAUUGACAAGCACUGUCCGGGAUAUGCUACCUUGAGCACGAGAUCUGGCUUCCUAGGCGUUGCAGGCACCAUUGUUUACGGUGGUUUAUCUUGGGCAUCAUCUGAGCGUGGUACUGCUGCACGACCGGAAAAUCUACUGGACGCUCAGAUAGUCAAGGCUGAUGGUACUGCUGUCUGGGCCUCGACAGAUCCAGAUCUCUUCUGGUGCAUUCGGGGGGGUGGACAUAGCUUUGGCAUUGUCACCGCAGUGAAAGUCAGGAUCUUCAAGUAUCCUAAGAGUAUCUUCACCGGGCGGCUUGUAUACCCUCGGACUUCUCUACAACAUAUUGCGCGUGAGGUAGCAACCUUUACUCGAAAUGUCUCAGAUCCUAGGCUUUGCUUGCAUCUCUAUUGCAUGACUGUGGAAGAGUUCAAAGCGGAAGAGCCUCCGGAAGAAAUGAAAAUAGGAUCGCAAAAAGAUAAUUGGUCGAGAGGCAUGGAUAGUGGGCAAAUUUCCCUUUGGGUCUACGACGCACACGGAGAGCAGCACGCGAGGUCUGUCAAAGGAUUUCAAUGGGCGUUUGAAAUCCCAGGUGCAAUUGAUAAGACGAUGAAUCUUCCUUUCACCGAGGUGAACAAGCUUGCUAACCCGUUGAUAGCAGCUAGUGGAGUGACGGACUCAUGGAUGUCAGCACCACUCAUAAGUGAAAUUUCAGAAGAAGUUAUUUUUCGCGCUUGGGAGUGGUUUGAGGAAACCGUGGCUGCCAAUCCAGCUGCUAAGAAGGCACCCCUGGGGCCCGCAAUCCAUACGGACACGCCACGGACCGACUGUGCUUGGCCCCACACUCGGGCCCAACAUGUGCUCCAGCUCGGAGUGGCAGCCCCCAUUGGCGACGUCGACACAGGAAAAUCAGUAUUACAAGCUCUGGAGGAGGCGCCCAAGCGAAUUUGGCCCGCACAUCAACCUAGCGACUAUCUUCCAAACUUCAUACAACACUUCAACGACGUUUCAGCAAUUUAUGGACCAAAUUUUAAGAAGCUACAGGAGAUGAAAAUUAAGUAUGACCCCAAUGGAACUUUUGGCGGCCCUUUUAUGUAG
Messenger RNA from Penicillium atrosanguineum, 1419 nucleotides. Its product is annotated as FAD-binding oxidoreductase. The record is from RefSeq and is a predicted model, not a curated record. Lineage: Eukaryota; Fungi; Ascomycota; Eurotiomycetes; Eurotiales; Aspergillaceae. Gene Ontology annotation, molecular function: oxidoreductase activity; FAD binding. The coding region runs from base 1 to 1419 and encodes 472 amino acids. The transcript has 4 exons.